Messenger RNA from Argiope bruennichi, 1587 nucleotides. It is a transcript of the gene escl, whose product is annotated as polycomb protein eed-like. Gene Ontology annotation, cellular component: ESC/E(Z) complex. Gene Ontology annotation, biological process: negative regulation of transcription by RNA polymerase II. Lineage: Eukaryota; Metazoa; Arthropoda; Arachnida; Araneae; Araneidae. Bases 180 to 1547 code for a protein of 455 amino acids. The transcript is spliced from 12 exons. Gene Ontology annotation, molecular function: protein binding; nucleosome binding. The record is from RefSeq and is a predicted model, not a curated record.
GCCGCUUUUCGCUUUUGUUUAUUUUCUUGUGGGUUCGAAGCGAGAUUUGAAACUGGUGGAGGGGUUGUUGUGGAUACUGGAUAAAUAGAACUCGAUUAUAAUUUUGAAUUUUAUUUUAGUGGGUUUUUUUGUUUUAAUUUAGCUUUUCUUUUACAUUUUAAUAUUAAUGGUUUCUAUGUAUGUUUAUCUGGAAAGGUGUAGAAUCCUUUUGUAAUUUCAUUAAUUUGUCUGGAGAUAAUAUGUCAGAUACUGAAACCAUAUCUUCCUUACGUAAAGCUCGAUCUUUACCUGUUAAUUUAGUUAGUCAGUCGGACCACUCAAAUCACGAAGAAUCUGGAGAUGAUAUUGAUGAGACAUCAAGCAUUGGGAGUGCAUCUACAUUUGACAAUGCCUCUCGUAGUGAUACACCAACAAAUAGAGGUCGUCGCAAAGGCAAAGGACGAUGGAAAUUUAAGAAUUGCAAGCUAGCAUACAAAUGUACAACAUAUAUAAAAGAAGAUCAUGGACAACCCUUAUUUGGUGUGCAAUUCAAUCCCUACUUAAAAGAUGGACAGAAGGUUUUUGCUACUGUAGGCAGUAAUAGGGUGACUAUUUAUGAAUGUACUGAAGAAAGCUUUAAAUUAAUUCAAGCCUAUGCUGACCCUGAUACAGAUGAAAAUUUUUACACCUGUGCUUGGUCAUAUGAUGAUGUGACUGGACAUCCUCUUUUAGCAGCUGCUGGAACUAGAGGGGUCAUUCGUAUUAUUGGUCCUGCAGUUCAAAAAACAAUCAAGCAUUACAUUGGACACGGAAAUGCCAUAAACGAAUUGAAGUUUCAUCCGUUUGACUGUAACAUUUUACUGUCUGUUAGUAAAGAUCAUGCUCUACGCUUAUGGAACAUUAAAACAGACCAAUGCAUAGCAAUAUUUGGUGGUGUCGAAGGGCACAGAGAUGAAGUUCUGAGUGCAGACUUUGAUCUUCUAGGUGAAAAAGUUGUCUCUUGUGGAAUGGAUCAUUCUCUAAAAAUCUGGGAUCUUAGAGAGCAACAAGUACGGAAUGCUAUUAAGGAGUCUUAUGAAUACAACCCUUCAAAAACAAACAAGCCAUUUAAUACCCUCAAACAGCAUUUUCCUCUGUUCACCACACGUGAUAUCCAUAUGAAUUAUGUCGACUGUGUACGGUGGAUGGGAAAUUUAAUUCUUUCCAAAUCUUGUGAAAACUGCAUAAUCUGCUGGAAGCCUGGACAGCUUGAUCAAACAGAAAUCUCUAGUGCAGAUACUUCGGUGACUAUCAUUCAACGAUAUGAAUUUAAAGAAUGUGAAAUUUGGUUCAUGCGAUUUUCAUUAGAUGCUGAACAAAAGAUUUUAGCAUUAGGUAAUCAAGUUGGCAGGGCUUAUGUGUGGGAUUUAGAUGUAGAUGAUCCUGGAAUGGCCAGAUGUACAGUCCUUACACAUCCAAAAUGUAACAGCCCUAUUCGUCAGACUAGCCUCAACAAAGAUGGUUCUAUACUUCUGUGUGUUUGUGACAAUGGUUCUGUAUGGAGAUGGGAUAGAAUAAGUAAAGUGUAAAUAUUUGUUUUUAUGAGAAUCAAUAAAAUCCAUUUUUUUU